Chenopodium quinoa (quinoa) is the source of this 811-nucleotide messenger RNA. RefSeq names its product late embryogenesis abundant protein D-29-like. The record is from RefSeq and is a predicted model, not a curated record. The transcript is spliced from 2 exons. NCBI's taxonomy places the organism in Eukaryota, Viridiplantae, Streptophyta, Magnoliopsida, Caryophyllales, Amaranthaceae. The coding region runs from base 100 to 615 and encodes 171 amino acids.
CGUCAACUUUACCAACCAAUUAUUUACCUCUCUUGUAAAAUUAUUUGAAUUAAAAUCUUAGUUUAUACAUAGAAAAUAUAGUGAAGCUAAAUUAUAACAAUGGCUUCGUCUAUGUUUGUGUUGAAUAACAGCUUUUCUAAGGUCUCAAGUGUGGGUUUACCUCCUCAAGUUUCUAGUCUGUGCCCUAACAAAGUUUCACGAGUUUGCUUCCCUUCCGUCUCUCGAUUUAACACGAACCAAUUUCCUAGAGCAUGUGCUGGGGGAGACGAAGAGAUCAAGAAGUACACAGAAAUAAAGCAACAAGCCAAAGAAACCAUCGACAACGUGAUAGAGGGCACCAAGCAAAAUGCCGAAGAAGCCAAGGAUUGGGCAAGUAAAGGAGUGGCCGACGUUAAGGAAAAGACCGAGGGUGCGGCAGAAUGGGCAUCCGACAAGGCGAAAGAAGGGGCCGAUAGCAUCGGAGACACCUUGAAAGAAGCUAAAGCAAAGAACGACGAAUCGGCGGAAUGGAUAGCCGAUAAGGCCAAGGAAGGGUUUGAGCAAGUCGGAGACAACCUCAAAGAUGCGGAAGCAAAGACCAAGGAAGCUUUGCAAGAUGCAUUAGACAAAAAUUAAACUAUACUACGUUACAUGUAAUACUUCUAGCUAGGGAAGAUCUUAAUUGUUCUAAAGCAACAAUAAGAAGACUCUUUUGACAAGAAGGAAUUCGAUUUCAAUGUAGGAUGUUAAUCCAAAAAUUUUCACUACUCAAUUAUGUAUGAUAGAAUAUUGUCAAAGAUUUGGACUCUUUAAACACUUUUGCACCACACUA